CGUCAAUGCGCAGUUGAUUGUAAACAAAUCGUCCGCUCCGUCAACUCGCUUUCCGCUCUUCCUUCCAAACACUCAUUGCAAUCUUUACUUUUGGUGUUCAGGCACUCGAUGCCUUUGCCUUCUAAUAUGCAUAACGCGGGAUUCUACUUGCUGCAUCACAUGUAAUGUCGACCCGAGACACGACUAUCAAGUACGACUAGUAUCCAUCAUGAAUCGACAAGAAUUAGCGGAUCUCCUCGCCCAAACACACUACCCUUCGCGGCCGGGGAUGGCUUCGUCCGGCUUGUGUAACCCGUCUUCCGUGCUCUCUCCGAGACAGAAGUUCCAGGCGCAUGUCCGGACCUUGAGUGAUGACAGCAUUUCCAGCACUUCGCACCAGUUGUUGUCGCCUCAACGGUCUCCAGAUCUGCAGCACACUUCAAGCCUACGAGUACAACUUCGAGAUAGCCCCUCCCCGCAGUAUGCCACCAGACCCUCUGGCGUAUUCAGAUUUGGCGAUCUGCAGUCUGAGCCAGCUCUCAUUCGAGAGGAGCGGGAGGCAUGGAACAGAGCAUCUCCGAGUCGGGCACUCAGAGGCCGGCGUCAAGAUGCCUAUGUUCUACAGCCGCCGGAGGAAGAAAGUCCAGCAAAACAACCAAGCAAACGCGUCAGGCAGCUGAAAUCGUUUGCUCCUUCGGGAGCAAUUGCGGAUCACGAUGAGAGACCAAAGACGAGUCGAGGGCUUAAUUAUAAUGCGACCGAAGAACAGGACCAGCAACCACGAAACUCCAGGUUUGCUGAAGGAAGCAUGAACGGCAGAUCCGCUGGGGUCUCAUCUACAUGGCCGGAACAUAGUUCUAUCUCCAGCCUUUCCGGCGCCGAGUCUGACAACGAUACUACUCCGCGAGGCUCACCCCAACGCUCCUCCAUUGACUUGGGAGAAUUCGCCCCUCCAGCGGUAACCCCGGCCACUCUGCGACAACGUUUCUUCAAGAUCGGCAGCGCCUUCAAGUCCCACGAACAUACCAAGACUCAAGGAGAAAGAGAGCCACAUCCUGAAAAGGAAAAGAAAAAGAAGGGUCUCAGAAAAAGUAUUUCAUUGUGGAACAUACACGGUAUUGGAGGAAAGAAAAAGCAUGGUGGUUCCACCAGUGAUCUAGCUCCCCAGGCCACGCUCGAGGACACGACUCUGGAGGUCCUGAAUGAUCGGAAGAGGAGAGCGGAGGAAGCAUAUGUUGAGCAGUUCGGGCCAAAGCGACGAAAAUCUAAUAUUGGUCAAGAGCCCGAGGGCAACGAACAGGAGUUACGGAAAACACCAUCGGCUAAGGAAGCUCCGCAAGGUUCUCGACGGGGGAGCAAAACUCCAACAAGAACCCGACGUAUGCGCCGAUCCUCUUCGGUAGAGAUCCCGACGGAUUCGGAUCUGCUUGCCACACACAGCGACCUAGACCACCAUAAACGGCCAAGUCGAAGGGAGCUUGAGAAAGAGAACCAGCAGCUUCGUGCGAUGUUGCGACAACAACAGUAUGAAGCCACAUUGGACCCCAACCAUGCCAAGCUACAGUCGGAGCCGAAGCGUUCACAGCAGCAUGACGAGACCGGCACCGGAGGUCAACCGGAAGUCACGCCAGGAAAGCCGUCAGGCAAGAAACACAAUCCAAGCCGGCGACCACAGGACGUGCCGCCUGUACCGCCGGUCCCUCAGAUGCCAGAGCGUGUGGUGCUGAAGAAUUUGAGCAAUGCGAGGAAUCAACCCCAGGGGAAGAAUAACACUAAUAAUGAUAGCAAUUCGAACGCCAACUCGACAUCUAAUUCUAAUGUCUCAAAAGACGCCGAAACGCUGAAGGGAAUGGGAAUCAAUCUGCUGACCUCGGCACCGGCAAUGGGCCUUCCGCGUCCAGUUUCAAUCAUCCUAGAAGAAGACGAAGAGGGCGAGAAUAAGAGUCCUGCUCCUCAACGUGUGAGACGGCUCGAGCCCAGCGAUGUGGAGAAACGGAAAAUGCAAGAACAAUUCGCAUUGCAGGUCAAAGGGAUCAAGCGAGAGCAAUGGGAGUGGCCUGAAGAUGUGUUUUAAGUGCUAUGGGCAUCAGGAGAAACUACGAAGGUCACGAAUUUGGAUGAAAAAAGGAAAAGAUUCAUUAUUAAGCAUGGACAUUACGUCCGAUCCGAGUUAUCAUGCGGUUCCGUUUUACGCCCAUGGGCAGAUGUUCAACAGAUCGGUCUCAACGAGUCUUCACCAAAGGCGCGAUGGAUGCGAUGGAGGUUCUGGACAUCCGAGAUGGCUGUGCUAGAAGGGAGAAAGCGACCAAGUUUCUUCUACGGCUUCAAGCGACAUACGACGACGAUGGAUCAUGCUAUGAUUGCGCACCGUUAUUCUGAUCUGCUGCUUUGUUUUGCUUUUCUUCUCUUGUUGAUUUCAGCGUUUUCGAGCAGAAAAUUCGUGUUUUGGAGGGGAAGGGGCAGGUCGGAUGAGGAUCUUGCAUCUCGCUUGACCCCAUCCGCCCAGGUGUCUCUUGUUCAUGUUUUCGAGCGCACUUGUUUCCUUUUUGAGUUUUUGGGUUCUUCAUGCUUUUCUGCAUGAGCAUCAUUUUUUUUUUUUUUCGCUGGGCUUGGAAUGCAUUUUGAGACGGAGUGGAAAUGGCACACAGACAAUGCACAGCGCAGCACUGCAUAGCAACGCGAGAGGCCAAAAAGCGAGAAAAAAAGAGAGGAGAUACCAGUACGGAAAAGACCGAAGCAGAGGCUACUUAGUAGCACUUGGUACCCAGGGCUCCCACUGCAUGACGUUCUUACGAAGUAUGAGAUUAUUACAUGAAGCUGUUGGAGACUCAGCCUUUCUUUCUUGCACUUGAUCAAGUAUUCAAAGGAAAAAAGAAAGUCAAGUACUGCCACUGGCACUGGUCCUUUCGCUUUCAAGUUGAAUUAGAAUCUCAAAGGUACGGUGUACUGUACCUACGUACUAUACUGUGACAAGGCCUCGGCCUUGCUAUUAUCAUGCGAAGGAACCUCGAUCCCUAGUGUCGUCCCAUCGAUCUCAGAAGAAGUGUCAGCGAUUUUGUCCAAUGUGCAUCACAGAUGAUCCUCAUGAUUGAAAGUUGUAAUUCGAACAUGUCAGGGGAUGUCAUUCAUUCACUCAGUUGUUCGUUCAUUCAAAGGAGAGAUAGGAUAUAUAUCGGAGAAGGGAAGGGAAGGAGUAUAUAACUAAUAACUAUACCUCGACUAUACAAGUACAGUAUACUGCUCGUGUUCCUGGUAACCUGGUUACCACUGCAGCUGCUAGGUUCUGAGGCGGAGUGGUGAACAGAUCUUUCCUGCAGUGAAGGGAGAAAAAGAAAGAGAGAGGAGAGAGAGUGCCCAGCGCACUCUGAAGAACCUAAGGUAUAGCCUACAAUAAAGAACGAAAGCGUGAAUAUCCAGGAUCAUGGGCAACAUAUAUAUCGUGAGCAUCAUUUGCGUAUAUCUCAUCUCAUCUCCUGGGCCUGGGUCCAGAAACUGACUUUAGUGCUCCACAAGGCGGGAGUAGCAAUCUG
This is a messenger RNA of Exophiala dermatitidis NIH/UT8656, 3509 nucleotides long. RefSeq lists its product as uncharacterized. NCBI's taxonomy places the organism in Eukaryota, Fungi, Ascomycota, Eurotiomycetes, Chaetothyriales, Herpotrichiellaceae. The record is from RefSeq and is a predicted model, not a curated record. Bases 209 to 2053 code for a protein of 614 amino acids. The transcript has 3 exons.